AUGAGGAAAUGUUCAAGUCUCAUUUUUUUCGAAUGUAUAUCCCCGCGCGUCCGAGCAGCACUGGUUGAAACAUUCAAUCAACUUCCUGCCGUUGACCCUACCCGCUACUUCACAGCAGUCAGCCUUGAGACUGGCUCAGCCGCCAUUCUUCCCAGUAACUUCUGUCCUGAUCUGGCCAUUGUCAGCACUGCCGCGAGCGCUGGUACCGGUGCGAACCGUGGCCCAGGGGAUUGCAAGGUGUCUUGGAAGUGGGUCGCCAAUUGGCGCACACAAGUACUAUCACAACUUCAGUUCUAUAUGCGCCAGCACAGGGCCAAAUAUAGGUAUAUCGUAACCAACACUGAACUUGUCGCAGUCAGAAGGUCGCAGUCUCGAGGCCACCUGGCAGUAUCGAACCCUAUCCCAUGGACAACCAGCGGGAACGGGCAACUGACUGUUUACCUCGCACUCUGGUAUUUGGCAAUGUUGGGAACAGAAAAUGGCAGCUGGCGCAUUUGA
Molecule: messenger RNA, 498 nt
Organism: Aspergillus glaucus CBS 516.65
Lineage: Eukaryota; Fungi; Ascomycota; Eurotiomycetes; Eurotiales; Aspergillaceae
Exons: 2
Coding region: 1-498 (165 amino acids)
Source: RefSeq, a predicted model, not a curated record